Bacillus rossius redtenbacheri is the source of this 1699-nucleotide messenger RNA. Its product is annotated as trimeric intracellular cation channel type 1B.1. Gene Ontology annotation, biological process: potassium ion transmembrane transport. Gene Ontology annotation, molecular function: potassium channel activity; identical protein binding. The record is from RefSeq and is a predicted model, not a curated record. Lineage: Eukaryota; Metazoa; Arthropoda; Insecta; Phasmatodea; Bacillidae. Bases 239 to 1066 code for a protein of 275 amino acids. Gene Ontology annotation, cellular component: membrane. The transcript has 8 exons.
AAGAAAGUUAUUCCGAGCCGAGUGUACACGAACAUGGCCGAGGACUGUGGAGCGAAAGUGAUUAUUUUGGACUAGUCGCUCAUUUUCAAGACGUGAUUCCAAACGGGCGCGUCACUCGGCCGCAGUGCAGUGCACAGCUGAGAAGGCAGGUUGUGGGAAGGUUGGGGAAGAAGUGUACGAGAAAACGUAGGGUUUUCCUGACGAUUCCGGAGAAGGUGCGAGCAACCACGGUUCAAGCAUGGAUCCCGAGGCAUUCCUGGACCUGGCCAACCAGGUUGUCAAGCUGAAAAUGUUUCCGUAUUUUGAUAUUGCUCACUGCGUCUUGUGUGCACUUCACGUCAGAGAAGAUCUAGGACCUGGUGCUCACGCCUUCUCCCGGAAACACCCGCUGUCAUGCUGGCUGUCUACAAUGCUGGUGGUGUUCGCGGGCGGGAUGGUGUGCAACGGACUGCUUGGGGAGCCGAUGCUGGCACCGCUCAAGAACACGCCUCAACUCCUGGUGGCAACCGUGGUCUGGUAUGUCGUCUUUUAUACCCCGUUUGACAUUGGAUAUAAAACUGCAAAAUUUUUGCCUAUAAAACUUGUUUGUGCUGCCAUGAAGGAAGUCUACAGGUGUAAAAAAGUGUACGAUGGAGUUUCACAUGCAGCAAAGCUUUAUCCAAAUGCAUAUGUCAUCAUGAUCAUAAUAGGAACUCUCAAAGGAAAUGGUGCGGGUUUCACAAAACUAUUUGAGCGACUCAUCAGAGGUGUAUGGACACCAACUGCAAUGGAAUUCAUGCAGCCAAGCUUCCCAACAAAGGCCUGCAUUGUUGCUUCGAUCAUCUUCGUGCUGGACAAGAAAACGGAUCUGAUCUCUGCACCACAUGCACUAGUAUACUUUGGGAUUGUCAUCUUCUUUGUUUACUUCAAGUUGUCAUCUGUUUUGCUGGGAAUACACGAUCCAUUCGUGCCAUUUGAGAACCUCUUCUGUGCGCUGUUCCUGGGUGGAAUCUGGGACUCGCUUGCCAAGCUGUUGGGCCGAGGCGGGAACAAGGAUGAGAAAACAGACACUAAGAAAAAGGAUUAAAAGACGAGCUGGAGUCAGGGAAGAAAAAAUAUAUACAAAUGAACCAAAACAAACCUAGUCAAAGAUCAACAUCAUACGAAUAAUUUAUGCAAGUGACCAACAUCAAAUAUCAAUCAGAUGUGAACUCACGGAAGGAUUUUUUUUAUAAAACUGCUGUGUUUAUUAUAGCAGACUUUAUUGACGUUUUAUGAUCGUACAUUUUUGUAUAUCCUAUUUCAAGUUACCAUUUCUAUAGUGCAAAAGGAAAAGCAAGUGAAAAGAGAAAUAGUUUUUAGCGGAUUUCUUCAGUGCUGUUCCAAGAUGAACCAAACUCUUGAGUGAUAGUAUAUAUACGUCCAAAUUGUUUAAAGCAUGCACGCUGUGAAAUCAAUGUUCCCAGGCUUAAUUAAGUGGGUGCAAUGGAGCUUGGCAUUGAUUUGACAGUGAUGUCAUGUUUAAGUUUUCUACAAAUAUUUAUUGAAUUUGCACACUGCAGAAGGGUAACCUUAUAUUUGAGUAAGUGCCUUGACCAAAGGCUAGAAAUAUUUGUGUUGGUUGUAUGUAUUGUGUGGUGGUGGUGUUUUAAGUGUGGAACCAUUUUGAAACUCAUCUUCUACAUACCAAAGGCACUAUUAAAGCGAGUAUUCACCCCAA